UUCUUAUAUAAUGUCAUCGCCAAUGCCCACAUCAUACGAAUCAACCACAAGUUCUUAUAUAAUGUCAUCGCCAAUGCCCACAUCAUACGAAUCAACCACAAGUACUAAAUUAUCAACACCACACAUAAUGCAAACUGAAAAGGUUUCCGACGUUCAGUCAACUCUGUUAUCUCAAAUGCGUGUUAAUACCAAAUAUCAUGCUUUGAGCAGGCCUGCAUCACCGACAAAUAAUUUACCGCCAAGAGAAACUGUGACACCAGGUGUUUCUGGUUCUUCAGGAUUUGUGAGAAUCUGGUGGAGAAAUUUUCCAGAAUAUGAAGAAUAUGGAAGAAUAGCUUUUGCCUCUUGGAUUGCCUUUAGUUUUUUUGCUUAUUUGCUUUUGUUUAGGAAUUAA
Messenger RNA from Racocetra persica, 394 nucleotides. NCBI's taxonomy places the organism in Eukaryota, Fungi, Glomeromycota, Glomeromycetes, Diversisporales, Gigasporaceae. The record is from the annotation of a GenBank genome assembly.